GUGUGUGUUUGAUUUCGUGUUCAGUCAUCUGUAUGUAAACGUUGCAGCUGAUCGGUGCGGAAGACUUGAAUUCGUAAAAAUAUGUUUUUUAUAACUGCAGUAAAACUUCCCAGAGUCUACAGAAUGUUCAAGCAAACAAAAAUUCUAAUCGUUGGAGCAGGUGCAGCUGGCAUUGCAGCAGCAUCAAAGCUGUUGCAAAAGGGAGUGGAUAAUUUUGUGAUAUUGGAGGCCAAUCAGAGGAUAGGUGGCAGAGUAUACACUGAAAACUUUGGUCACAAUGUGGUGGAUCUCGGAGCUCAAUGGAUCCAUGGUGAAUCUGAAAAUGUGGUGUUUAAUCUUGCUUCCAAGCAUGAUUUACUGGAUUCAUUCUCCAAUCUGCUUGAUCCCAGUAAAAGUCACUUUGUCACUGUCAAUGGUGAGAUGAUGCCAAAGGAAGAAAGCAGCAAGGCUUUAAUGAUUUACUUAAAUAUCACGGAACAGGCACAGGAAGAACUCCAAAAGGAAAAAGGGUCUUUUGGAGAUUAUUUCAUAAGAGAGUAUUACAAAAUUUUUGAUGAGAAGCCUUUCGCGAGUCGCGCUCGAGCUGCCGAAUAUUUAUCUUGGAUGGAAAAAAUAGAAAAUUCUAUAGAAUGCAGUGACACAUGGUUUGACGUUUCCGCAAAACGUUUAACGGAAUAUCGGGUCUGCGAGGGUAAUCUUGCGCUGAAUUGGAAGGAUCGCGGUUAUAAAACGCUCUUUGAUUUAUUAUUGCAAAAGAUCCCGAAUCCUGAGGAAUGCUUGCCAGUGAUGGAAAGGAUAGAAUUCGGAAAAGUCGUAACAACCAUCGACUACAGUUCCGGCGAAAACGUUAUUGUGACUACUAGAGAUGGAAGCCAGUAUUCCGCAUCACAUGUUAUAUUCACUGGAUCUCUAGGUGUCUUGAAAGAGAAACAUUCUGCGAUGUUCGUGCCUCCUUUACCGCAGAAGAAACAAUGUGCAAUAAAUGGAUUAAAUAUCGGAACAGCAAACAAAGUUUAUCUUGAAUUUCCACACAGAUGGUGGCCGGAGGAUACGGCUACCUUCAAUCUUAUCUGGCCGGAGGAAGACAAAGAGGAGUUUUUGCAAAUCUAUGGUCAAAACAGUGAAUGGCUCUGCGACGUGUUUUCGUUCUACACUGUAGCUUAUCAGCCGAAUCUUCUUUGUGCUUGGAUUGUCGGAAAAAAUGCGAGGUACAUGGAGACUUUAUCGGACAUUGACGUAUUUGAUGGACUAUAUUUGUUGUUAAGAAGAUCGCUAGGAAAAUAUUACGAUGUUGUGAAGCCAAGCAAAAUAUUAAGAUCUAACUGGCACACCAAUGAACAUUUCCGUGGCUCAUAUACCUUCCUGAGUAUGAUUUCCGAACAAAUGAAUGUAAGUCCCAGAGAUUUGGCCGAACCAAUCAUGAUGGACGGAACUAAACCCGUAAUACUUUUCGCUGGAGAAGCAACGCACGAUCAUUAUUAUUCCACUGUGCAUGGUGCGGUGGAGACAGGUUUCCGGGAAGCGAAUCGAUUAAUUGAUUUCGAAAGAACGCGUGAUCGCUUAGAGCAACAACUGGUUAACAACUUCGAAGCUAUGCGGAUAGAGAUUGACGCUGCGAAGAAAACGGAAAGAACAAGAGUCGUGAUAGUAGGCGCAGGAAUCGCGGGAUUGGCAGCGGCGAAAACUCUGGAGAAUGCGGGAUUCACAGAUUAUCUUCUUCUUGAGGCUCAAGAUGUAAUUGGAGGAAGAAUUCAUUCCGUUCCGUGGGACAACGGCUGGAUAGAUUGCGGGGCGCAAUUCUUGCACGGUGACAAGAGCAGGCUAGCCCAAUACUGCCUCGAUAACAACUUGUUGUCGAACAUUCAAGGCACGGACGGCGAAGGGAUUUUCUUACGCGACGACGGAUCGAUAAUGAACGAGAGCUUGGUACGCGAAAUCGACGAUCUUGUACGGACCGUCUCGGACGAUCUAUGCGAAUCUCAGAUACCUUUAAAGGAGCACGAGGACGUCGGCUCCGUCAUGAGAAGUAGAUUUGAAGAAUACUUACGCGAGAAGAACGAUUCUCCGACGGAGAGAACGAUGAAGGAGGAAAUUUUCGAUUGGAACGAGCGGUUUCUCCUGGUGGACAACAGCUGCGAUUCGCUGAACGAUUUAUCGGCGACCCUGUGGGGAAAGUUCAAGUAUGUUGGUGGGCCAGAACACCUACUUUUCAAGUCCGGUUAUAGCUCCUUGACGAAUCUCCUUGCGGACAAUCUGUGCGGGCAUAAGAUGCGACUGGCCACUCCCGUGGAGACCAUUCACUGGCGGGACUCCGUGGAUCAGCAGGAGGAUUUUCCGAUUAUCGUGACGACUUCCGAAGGGACGCAAAUUUCCGCAGACGCUGUCAUUGUCACCUGCUCGCUCGGCUAUUUGAAGGAGAACCACCGGAAAAUGUUCCAGCCGCCGUUACCGAAUCGCCCAAGUGUUGCUAUCGAGAAUCUCGGUUUCGGAACGAUUAAUAAGAUUUUCCUGGACUUCGGCAAGCCUUGGUGGCCAGCCGGCACGAAAGGCUUUCAGUUACUCUGGCGCAGAGACGCUGAUCACCGAUCCUUGCCGGAAUGGAGCAGGGACGUCACAGGAUUCGACGUCCUGCCAAUUCAUCCGGCUACUCUUAUAGCAUGGGUCGGCGGCCGAGGAGCGCAUAUUGUCGAGCGUCUAUCGGAGCAGACGAUCGCGCAGGACUGCACGAACCUGUUGACGUAUUAUCUGCGACGUCGCGAUAUCCCGCCGGUGAAAAAAUGCGUCAGAACCAAGUGGAACGGAAACAAGUACAUGAAGGGCGGCUAUAGUCAUAUCACGAAGAGCUGCGAGAAGGAUGACGUCUCGCCCGGAACGCUGGCUGAGCCGGUCUGGGCGACAGUGUCGCGGAAUGACACGAAGAAGAAUUUACCGAUCAUAAUGCUCGCCGGCGAAGCCACGCACGAUCAUUUCUAUUCGACAACACAUGGAGCUUACGAGACGGGAAUCAAUCAGGCCGAAGUAUUCUUGCAAUACCACGCGAGUGCCACGUAAAUAUAUAUUGAUAUGUAAAUAUGUAAAUAUAUUAAUGCAAUAAAGCUUCUUAAUAUGUUGUUUAA
Molecule: messenger RNA, 3116 nt
Organism: Linepithema humile (Argentine ant)
Lineage: Eukaryota; Metazoa; Arthropoda; Insecta; Hymenoptera; Formicidae
Molecular function (GO): polyamine oxidase activity
Source: RefSeq, a predicted model, not a curated record